This is a messenger RNA of Papilio polytes (common Mormon), 1479 nucleotides long. RefSeq names its product sulfotransferase 1C4-like (gene Sult). The record is from RefSeq and is a predicted model, not a curated record. The transcript has 7 exons. Gene Ontology annotation, molecular function: sulfotransferase activity. The coding region runs from base 1 to 1041 and encodes 346 amino acids. Lineage: Eukaryota; Metazoa; Arthropoda; Insecta; Lepidoptera; Papilionidae. Gene Ontology annotation, biological process: sulfation. Gene Ontology annotation, cellular component: cytoplasm.
AUGGCGCCCUGGAUAGACCUGCCGUAUGAAAUAAGGAACGUCACGCCUGAAGAAGAUAAAAUUAUCAAGAAAUGCCUAAUCGGAUACACGAAACCAUUUGUAAAAUGCGGCAAGAACGAAUACGUGAUGGCGGCGUCUUUCAGAAAACAUGCGGAAGAAAUCUACAACCUGGAAGUGAGGCCUGACGAUAUAUGGGUUAUCACUUUUCCCAGAUCAGGCACCACGUGGACGCAGGAAAUGGUCUGGCUUAUAGAAAACGAUUUAGACUUCAAAGCAGCCAAAGAAAAGCCGCUCCAUGAAAGAUUUCCUAUGUUGGAAGUAACCGCACAUAUACCUCAAGUUGCGUUCGAAUUAAUCAAAGCAAACUUCAUGAACUUAGCAUACUUCCAAGGUUUGAACCAUGCUGUUAGGAAGCCCAGUUGGAAGGCCAUAGCUGAAGCACCAUCACCGAGGUUCAUCAAGACCCAUCUGCCACUCUCUAUGUUACCACCGAAGUUGCUCAGCACGGCUAAAGUUAUUUACGUCGCCAGAGAUCCGAGAGAUGUCGCUGUAUCAUAUUAUUAUUUACACAAAAUGGUUGCCAAAAGUCUAUUGAGAGCAACCUUUCACACGUUUUGGGAAGCAUUCAGAAGAGACUUGUUACCAUGGACACCGAUCGUAGCUCAUACAAACGAGGCCUGGGAGAAGAGACACAAUCCGAAUCUCCAUUUUAUGUUCUACGAAGAUAUGAUUAAGGAUCUACCUAAAGAAAUCCGUGCGGUAUGCAAGUUCCUCAAUAGAAAAUAUCCAGCAGACAAAAUAGAAAAUUUAGCGGAGUAUUUAAGUUUCGACAGCCUGCGAAAAAAUAAGAACGUGAACAACACGGCCGGGGAUAAUAGCGAAGUACAAUUCCUUAGAAAAGGCGAAGCUGGCGGUUGGCGAACACACUUCGACGCCGAAAUGGAGGUGCAAGCUGAAGAAUUCAUUUCAACUCGUCUCCGAGGCCUCGAUUUAUCUUAUCCAUCAUUCCAACUCAAUGAGACCGAAUGCUCUCACUUGUAACUGUAGCAUUAUGAAGACUUAUUUAUAAGACUGAUUCUGUAGAAUGCAGUGAUGUAAAAUCGAAUUUUCACUAAGUGACUGGCAUGGUUUUGGUGUGCGCGCCAUCUAUUGAGUGAUCGCGUGUCCUAUUUUCAAUUCUAAUCCGCGAUUGCCAGAGCUGCGCGUUUACUUAUUGUUAACGGAAAUAUAACGCGUGAGUCAUGUAUUAAAAAGUGUAUACCUUACCUAUUUUACAGAAAGACAAAUUACUUUAAUGUACCAUAAUAAGUAAUGAGAGGGGAAAAAUGGAUUACAUACAAAUAGGAAACCAGAAACUUUUGGUCGAUCAUGAGCACAAAAUAGAGGAUAGUUAGAUACAAAGAGAUAGUCGCAAUUAUUAAAUGCCCUUUAAAAGUCUUAUCUGGGCUUUUAUAUCAACAGACUGCUACACAAAACAAC